CCAAGAGCUACAGCUGAGGAAGCAGACCCCUCUACUGUCAACGAUUUUGGACGACUGAACGAAAGUGAUGUUCCAACAAUGCCGAUAGUGGAUAAACUCAAGGAGGCAUUAAAACCCGGUCGAAAGGAGACAGGCGAUGAGGGUGACCUCAACAAAUUGUUGGCUUCUUCUGCCAAGAAGGUCCUUUUGCAGAAGAUAGAGUUUGAACCUGCCAGCAAGGGUUUCUCCUAUCAACUGGACAGCUUAAAGAACAAGUAUGUGAUCCUCAAUCCCAGGAAUGAGGGCGCUACGGGGCAGAAGGCCACAGAGCCUGCCCAAAUAAAGAGGCAAGUCUCAGAGAACGUGGUCGGGGGCCAGAGCGAUGGGAUCCCUGCCCCACAGAAGAUGCUCUUUCCAGGGAACAAGCUUACCCUCAAAUGGGAGCGUGUAUACAGGGUGGGAGCUGGCCUCCACAACCUCGGAAACACCUGCUUCCUCAACUCCACGGUGCAGUGUCUCACCUACACCCCGCCACUUGCCAACUACUUACUCUCAAAGGAGCACAGCCGUGCCUGUCACCAGUCAGGCUUUUGUAUGAUCUGUAUAAUGCAGAACCAUAUCAUCCAAGCCUUUGCCAACACAGGCAAUGCCAUCAAGCCUGUCUCCUUCAUCAGAGACCUGAAAAAAAUUGCCAGACAUUUUCGUUUUGGAAGCCAGGAGGAUGCCCAUGAAUUUUUGCGGUACACCAUUGAUGCCAUGCAGAAAGCCUGUCUCAAUGGCUACCCAAAGCUUGACAGGCAGACCCAGGCCACAACACUGGUUCACCAGAUCUUUGGAGGUUACCUCAGGUCAAGAGUGAAAUGCUCUAUUUGUAAAAGUGUGUCUGACACAUACGACCCGUACCUGGACAUUGCUGUGGAAAUUCGGCAAGCAGCAAACAUCGUGCGAGCCCUGGAACUGUUUGUUAAACCAGAUGUAUUAAGUGGAGAGAAUGCCUACAUGUGUGCCAAGUGCAAAAAGAAAGUGCCAGCAACCAAGCGUUUCACAGUCCAUCGAACAUCUAAUGUACUGACCCUUUCGCUGAAGAGGUUUGCCAACUUCAGCGGAGGCAAAAUAACAAAGGAUGUUGGAUACCCAGAAUUUCUGAACAUCCGCCCCUACAUGUCUCAGAGCUCAGGUGAUCCUGUUAUGUACGGCCUCUAUGCUGUUCUGGUGCACUCUGGGUACAGUUGUCACGCUGGACACUACUACUGCUAUGUCAAGGCGAGCAAUGGACAAUGGUACCAGAUGAAUGAUUCAAUGGUGCACUCUAGUAACAUCAAAGUGGUCUUGAAUCAGCAGGCUUAUGUCCUUUUCUACCUGAGGAUUCCUGAAACCAAGAAGAAUGCUGAUGGGCAGACCACCAAGCAGGGGAUGUUGCACCCUGGGAAGAACAGUGUGUCGUCUGAACAGAUAAAGCGGGCCAACCUGAACGGGCCUCUCUCCUCCCCGCAGGUCACAAAGAAAAUUGAGCCUGCACAACUGCGAAAGAUCCAGUCUGUGGAUGGUGGCUUGGGCCUGCCUAUUUCCAGGAACGGUGUAAAUACUCAGCCACAAGCCAGACUUUCCAACUGGACGUCAUCCUCCAAUGGCCCACCGAAGCUGCCAGGUGGACCCACGGUUAUUGAGGAACCUUUCAAGAAGCUGAAGAAGCCCUCCCCCCAGAGCCAAGUGCAGUCCCGCAGCACCACUCCGACCCCUUCCAACAACGGGCUGAGCAGGACGGAGGGAGAUAAAAAGCAAGGUGGCGAGGGCAGAGGCAUUGCAGCAUCUACCUCAUUUAAGUCUUUGUCUGACUCUUCCUCUGCCGACACCACUGACUCAAAGGACUCCGUGGGUACCAAGAGCGCGCCAGUAGGAGAGACGCCCUCCACCCCUCGAAAAAGCUCCAACGGCCUGGCAUCUCCAGCCAAGAGCGUGGAGCGCUCUCAGAGCACGGAGGAGCAGAAGACGGCGAAAGUAAAACCCCCAGCCCUCAACAACAUCACAUCUGAAGCCACCAGCACCAUGUCACCUCCACCUGCCAAGAAACUGGCCCUGUCAGCCAAGAAGGCUCGCAGCCGGAGUCCGAGCAACAUUGAUGCUCUGCCCCCUUUGUCACGCCAGCUGUCCAGUGACCCCACACAUCAAAAUCAACUUAACCCCCUCACCUUCGCCUCACCUUCUCACACUCACAGAGCUGGUCCAUUCCAUUCACCUAAAGUCCAGUCAUCGCCUUUUGCCCACUCAAGUGGAUCCUUCAAACAGCAGAGCCCUCAGAAACAGUCCCUUCUCUCCACACUGCAAAAACCAAACGCCAGCCUUUCUCUUAAAACCAACGGGCUUCACAGUCCCAGCCCAAAGAGCCCCAAGUCUUCCAACAACCUCAGCUCCGCGGUCCAAGAACCAGACCUCAGCAGCCCUUCAGCUCAAAAGAUCAACCAAAAGAAGAAGAAGAAAAAGAAGCGGCGCCAUUCUGAAGUGGAGGGUGACACAGAGCCAAUCAUAUCCCCAGCUACGGUGACGCAGGCCAACUUCGCGGAAUCAGCGAGUGAGAAGAAGCGCAAGAAGAAAAAGAAAAAGCGAAAGAGGGAUGCAGAGGAUGGAGAGAAAGCCAAGGAGAGGGAGUGUGUCCCGUCUCAUCUAGACACAUCAAACCAGGAAGAGGAUUGGUGUCAGGGUGGCAUAUGGAGUCUAACAUCCAACCCAGAAGCUAAGCAAAAGCCUCAGUUAGCUUCCACAACCCCAACGCAGUGUGAGGCAAAUCAGAAAGAACAGGGAAGGGACUCUGUGUCGUUGAAGAAGAAGAAGAAAAAAAAGAAGAAGAUUAAACUGUUGGAGGCUCUGCAGGAAACAACAUCAGCAUGCUCUGCAUCAGAAAGCAAUUCUGAGAUGAAGGCCACAGCCGUUCAGAAUGACACAGGAGAUUUGAUAAUGUUGAAAAAGAAAUUAAAGAUGAAGAAAAAGAAGAGGCUGAAAGAAGAGGUGAGACUGUGGGAGGAGAGCAGGCGAUGUUCUGACGGGCAGAAUGAUGAGCCUGAAGCAGCGGAGCCCCCUUCAAAACAGAGCACCACAGAGAACGACAAAUUAAGCAAACGAAGCACAGCCACAGUGGUAGUGUGGGACAGCCAAGUGAAGGAUGGUUACAAACGCAGCCAGGCUCCAGCAGCUGAUGGAAGUGCAUUAGGAGACAACACCCCGGCCUGCGCUGCUCCUGUGGCCUGGGAUGGAAAAAAGACAAGUGGUGUGGUAGAGGAGCUGCUCAGGAACGCCACAGAUAAGGCCUACGGAGCCAACGUUCUCAGUUGGGAUGGUGAGGUCUCUGCAAUCAGUAGAGAUGCCAUUGAAGAUGUCCGCCUUGCAAAGAAUGACACUGUCAUCGAUGAGUGGGAUGAAGACUUUGAUAGGGGAAAGGUGAAGAAAAUGAAAAACUAUAAAAGAGAAAAAUGGAGAAGUGGCAGCAGCAUCUUCCAGAAGAUCCAGGACAGGAAGAACAAGUGGUCUGUAACACCCGGAGGGAAGAGAGUUUUUGGAGUGCGUCGCUGAGAGUCCAGAGUGCUGUUAAGGUCAUGCUGACUGGAAAUCAAGACAAUACUGUAUACCAAACUUUUUCUCUUUUUUAAUUUUUUUUUUUUUUUUUUUUAUCU
Seriola dumerili (greater amberjack) is the source of this 3644-nucleotide messenger RNA. It is a transcript of the gene usp36, whose product is annotated as ubiquitin specific peptidase 36. Gene Ontology annotation, cellular component: nucleus; cytosol. The transcript is spliced from 20 exons. Gene Ontology annotation, biological process: regulation of apoptotic process; protein deubiquitination. The record is from RefSeq and is a predicted model, not a curated record. Lineage: Eukaryota; Metazoa; Chordata; Actinopteri; Carangiformes; Carangidae. Gene Ontology annotation, molecular function: cysteine-type deubiquitinase activity; cysteine-type endopeptidase activity. Bases 79 to 3543 code for a protein of 1154 amino acids.